GUAGAAAGACAUUACAUUCUCAUUCAUCCAGAUGAGAUAAAACAAGUUUGCUGAAUUACUGCAAUAACAAGCAAAAUAGCAUGUAAGCAAGACCUUCAUCAGAUCGUGCUAACCCGCGAAGAUCGUGCAGUGUGGUGGUUUCAAUUCCAGUAUCUAAAAAGUCGCACAUUUAGGUUUUUAAUAUCGUAACCUUCAGCCACUCUGGCUCUUCAAGGGUUAAUUCUAUCUUUCCAAGGUCUUCCGCGUGUAUAUUUGCUUUAAUGGAUUAGGAAGCUGGACGACAAAAACGACACUUAAAAAAUCCCUUCCGUACCCCUGGGUCUUGCCACUGUGGGUCAUGUCCGGUUUAGAAAUUAUUUAGGCUCCAGUCAACAGCAGCACUCCAGCGAAUAAAGUUUGAAGUUGCUUUGCACAUCUCCAUUCUGAAAACCUGCUCGCGAUGAAAACCAUCCAGUUCGCUAACGUCGAAGACCAGUACCGAAAGUAUGCAGGCGAACUGCGAGCUACUGAUGUGCAGAAGUUAGGCGAGUGGGUGAAAGGCCAACCGCAUCUACCACCAGUUACCGAGCUCGAAUUGAUCCUGUUUCUACACUCAAAUUACUACGAUCUGGAGGCGGCACAACGUACGAUCGAGUGCUACUAUACUUUUCGAACGAGCUGUAAGAAUCUGUUCGGCAACAGAAACCUCGAUAAAGAUGCGAUACUGAUGGCGAUGGAUGUACUCGAUUUAGCCAUCCUUCCUGAACUAACGCCCGAAGGAUAUCGAGUGAUGCUGGCCAAGAUCGUUGACCCAGACGCAAGUAAAUUUUCCCUCAGCUCCUUGCUGACGCUUGCGCUCAUGUGUGUUGAUAUCCAACUUUGGGAGGAGGGAUGUAAUAACGGAUCGAUCCUCAUCAUCGACAUGGACGGCAUUCAUCUUGGACACCUGCCGAAGCUGGGCAUAUUUACGCUUAAAGAUUUGCUGUACUUCAUACAGGAAGGCUUACCAAUUCGGCUUAAGGGACUACAUCUUGCCAACGUGGUGCCGUUCAUCGAUCGCAUCAUGACCAUGAUCAGGCCGUUCAUGAAGAAAGAGUUGCUUGAAAUGCUCCAUUUACACACCAAGAUGCAUACUCUUUUCCCUUACAUCCCUCAACAUCUCCUGCCAUCCGAUUAUGGAGGUAUGGCACAGUCACGCAAAUUAUUACGAGAUAAUUUAUACAACUACACAAUCAGUUGUGGAGAUCAUCUAGCCAGAUACGAUCAGGACAAGCGGGUAGUCGAGAGCAAACGACUCGUCAAACCGCGCACAAUGGGGAACUUUUUCGGAUUGCUGUGAUCUGCAGUUAAUUCCAAGCUUGUGGUGCUCAAUUUUUUCAACCUCCCUAGCUACUUAUUUUGUUUUUUUUUUCUCAAAGUAUCGAUCAUAAGCAAUAGUAAAUAAAUGCAUAUAAAGACAGUAAACAAGCGCACAACAAAAUAUCUUCUCCGAAAGAAAUCCUGUUUUUAUUCAGAAGUAAUGUUGGUUUCGCUGGCCUGGUGGUAGAGUCGUCAACUCGUACGACUUAACAGAAUGCCCGUUAUGGGUGCACGUGCCCCCAUACGUAAGACUGAUUAUCCUGCUAUGGUAACAAUAAGUCACUGAAAGCCAAGCUCACUUCACUAGUGGGUUGUUG
Anopheles coluzzii is the source of this 1655-nucleotide messenger RNA. Its product is annotated as alpha-tocopherol transfer protein-like. NCBI's taxonomy places the organism in Eukaryota, Metazoa, Arthropoda, Insecta, Diptera, Culicidae. Gene Ontology annotation, molecular function: phosphatidylinositol bisphosphate binding. The record is from RefSeq and is a predicted model, not a curated record. Gene Ontology annotation, cellular component: membrane. The transcript has 4 exons. The coding region runs from base 440 to 1318 and encodes 292 amino acids.